Molecule: messenger RNA, 690 nt
Organism: Bipolaris victoriae FI3
Lineage: Eukaryota; Fungi; Ascomycota; Dothideomycetes; Pleosporales; Pleosporaceae
Exons: 1
Coding region: 1-690 (229 amino acids)
Biological process (GO): protein depalmitoylation
Cellular component (GO): cytoplasm
Molecular function (GO): palmitoyl-(protein) hydrolase activity; carboxylic ester hydrolase activity
Source: RefSeq, a predicted model, not a curated record
AUGUCUCCGCUAACAAGCCCAGCGCCUUCCUCGCAGCCGACCAAUGUCUUGAUCCUUCUGCACGGCCUCGGAGACACGCAUGAGCCUUUCACCAAGCUUGGACAACAGCUGAACCUGCCAGAGACAGCAUGUAUCGCAGUGCAGGCCCCCAACCCGGUACCGUUCGAUCUUGGCGGGAUGAACUGGGGUGAAGAUAUGAUUUUUGACUCGAGCACCGGCGAAAUGGACAUGGACACAGGUCUAGAGAAGUCUGUGAAGCUGGUGCUCGACGAUGUCAUUCGCAAAGGGCUUAUCGACAAGUGUGGCUACAAAGCGCGCGAGAUUAUGAUAUUUGGGUUUGCACAGGGCGGCAUGGUCGGGCUACAGGUUGCCGCCGAGCUCUAUGGCGAAGAGCUCGGCGGGGUAAUCAGCGUUGGCGGUCCGCUGUCACAAUCUGUGCCGCUCAAAGCGCUACAAAACAAGAGCAAGACACCAGUACUGGUCUGCAAGGCGAACAAAAAGUCGUCAGUCAGCGACAGUGCAAUUUCCAAGCUCAAAGACGCUUUUGAGUACGUCGAAAUUGCAGAGUGGAAGAAGAACGGCGACAGUAUGCCGAGCAACCGCGAAGAGAUGAUGCCCAUUAUGCAAUUCUUUGCCCGCCGGCUCCGAAGCACCAAAGGCGUACCCGCUGGAAGCGUCGAGCUCAGCUAG